Messenger RNA from Jaminaea rosea, 2039 nucleotides. RefSeq lists its product as hypothetical. The record is from RefSeq and is a predicted model, not a curated record. The transcript has a single exon. NCBI's taxonomy places the organism in Eukaryota, Fungi, Basidiomycota, Exobasidiomycetes, Microstromatales. The coding region runs from base 84 to 1703 and encodes 539 amino acids.
CGAAACACUCGCGUGGCUCAUUUGACCGACUUGUCUCCUCUUGUCCACUAUCAUCACCCUUUGCCCCUUCAUCGCGGCCAGCCAUGGCUGCAGAAGGCGAAAAUGGCCGCUUACUACCGCAUCACAGUGAUCGACCAUCAUACCAGAGUAUACCGAUCGGCCAGCCACGCCGACCUUCAGACGCAUCGGACUCGUCCUUUUCCACAUCGUCUACCUCUUCAUCCACGCUGCCUUCCUACUCCUGGCUCAUCCUCUCUCAUGCACUGGGCAUCGUUCCGACUUUGCUUUUCCUUGCAGCAUUCACGGCCGCAGCACUAAAGCAGCCAUGCCGGCUGCCGAAGCCGACGAAAUGCGGCGGCGAGCAGCAUCUCAACGAGGACAAGGCUGCGCAGCAUUGCUCCCAGCUGCUCGGCCCGGCGUCAAUGCUCAGCUGGUCCCUCUUUCUCCUCUCAGUAGCAGCAUUCACUGCAGCGCACAAAGUACGCAAUCUGAUCUCGCGGCUGUGCACCCUUGCUCUGCGGCUGGGGCGAGCCUGCUCCCUCGCAUCAAUGCGCUCCUCUUCACCCUCGCCGAGAGCGUCCCUCACGCCGCGAGUGCCAGACGAGACGUCCCGCUACGAUUUGCUGGCAAAGAACGAGGACGACACAGCUGCAACGAUCUUCAGCUUCGUCUCACGCGCCCUCUUUACUGAAGGAUUCAAGAUUCUCCUCAUCGUAGUCGCGUCCGCCGUCGUUCUCGCAAAGACUCUCGUCGAUGUGGCAGGCGACCAAGACGUAGCUUCUUCUCUGCCGGCAUCUACCCUGCGCCAUCACUCGAAACAACAACGCCAUGUCCCGCGCUUUACACAGCUCGAAGCCCAAGAUGGGCGUUUUCGUAUCGCAGUCUGGCUCGCGCUAGGCUGGGCAACCGCUGAGCUGCUCAGUGGGACGGUCCAGCUCUUCAGACAGUUGAGCAUGUACAGCCCAACCCUGCUGGAUGAAGCGGGUGAGGCGUUCCUGCUCGGUGGUCAUGGGGAGGGGGGUAUUAUCGAGGAAGAAGAUGAGGACGACCUGGACGUAGUGGGAGGAGUCGAUCUGCCACACAGCUUGACGCAGGGCAAGGCAGCACAGCAAGAGGGAGAAGCUCCCUCGGAGCAGGGAUCCAUCUAUCGUGGGCAGAAUCCAGGAGCAGCAGCCCUCUCCUCCGCAAGGCAGACGCUGCAGUCACAGCGACCACGCUCCUCAUCCUCGUCGUCCUCCGCAGCGUCGCACACGCCUCCGCAACUAGACGCGACCGCCAUCCGCCGGCUUGAGUCGCAGAUCGACCGCCUCAUUGCGGCACGCACGCGCGUCAAGCUGGAGCGUACAUUGGGAGCAUCACUGCCCGACCUUCCCGUAGCCAUCUCCGCUGUCUGGCAACUCGACUCGGCGCUAUGGAGCACGGGAAGCGUUCUGCUCCUCUCGGCUGCGGUCGCACUCGGGCAAGGGGUGACGCUCUUUGGCUCUGGGAGGCAUCGAGACGAGGAAGCAAGAGAAGGUCACCCGCGCCUCUUCCCCGCUGCGGCGGACUUAUGGAUCACCUUUACCGUCCUCGCAGCUCUGUACGCAGUCUUCCACUCGGUCUGGCGAUUGGCCCUCGCUUCGUGGUGGGUCACGUACCCUUCCCUGCUUGUGGGGUUGGGGAUGGUGGUUGCGGGUUUGGCUAGGUGGGGAUUGGUGGUGUAAGAAGAUCUGCUGCAUCGAUUGAUACCCGGAACCGCUGAUUGCGAGACUCGCAAUACUUUUAGUGAGGCGAAGAGCAGUGAGGAAUGGCAUCAACAUUGUUCUCGUAAUCUCGCAAGAUAUACAGGUAUGUCAUGCCAAUCAAGCCGGCAUUGCACCCGAUCAGCGCCUCCCUCACGGCGAGCAGUACACGCACAGAUCGACGUUAGGAUCAAUCGAGAAGAUAGCCUCAGUUCGAGCUUUCACCCUACUGUCCUGCAGCCAAAAGCCGGUCAGCUUUCUGUUCUUUGCACCGGAGGGAUCAAAAGUCUUGACGUCCCUUGUACGAGCGCACAGGGU